This is a messenger RNA of Harmonia axyridis, 890 nucleotides long. RefSeq lists its product as uncharacterized. The transcript has 3 exons. Lineage: Eukaryota; Metazoa; Arthropoda; Insecta; Coleoptera; Coccinellidae. The record is from RefSeq and is a predicted model, not a curated record. The coding region runs from base 180 to 701 and encodes 173 amino acids. Gene Ontology annotation, molecular function: structural constituent of cuticle.
AAGGAUCAUACCCUAGAUAUAAUUAUUCCAAUAUUUUAUUCCAUAUAUGUGUGGGAUAGGUUUAAAAAUAUCGUAACUGUUGCAUUUCUUUACGGAACGGGUAAUGAGGGCGUGGUAAAUGUAUAUAUAGGACACGAAAUGGAUUAUCUGUCACAAAGCGACACAUCUCUUAAGACAACAUGUUUGUAAAACUGGUAGUAUUGGCUUCAGCGGUGGCCUACGCCUCAGCAGUAUGGAAUGGACCCCUUGCAGGUGGUGUACCAGCUCACCAAUACCCAGCCGGUGUAAGUCCCCAAGCCUGCCCCAAUUUCCCAAACUGCGCCAACCCUGCAGUAGCAGCUAAUCCAAAUGCCCCAGCUCCAAACGCAUGGGCACAACCUCAACCUGCAUGGAACCAAGGAAACCAAUGGAACCAAGGUAACCAAUGGAACCCAGCUCCAGUCCCACAAUGGAACGGAGGUGGUCAGAAUGCUUUGGACAGAGGCGAAUACAUCGGAGAUGGAGAUUACCAUGGUGAAGGGCUUCGUGAAGCUGGUGCUUACGGAAGAGUAGAUGGCCCUGAAACUUGGACUAACCCACAACAAAAUCAGUGGAACCAAGGUGGUCAAUGGAACCCACAACCAGCUGCUCAUGCCAUCCCAGCUCAAAUUCCUGCUGGAGUUGACCCAGGAUCAUGCCCUAACUAUCCUUUCUGUCACUAGAUUAUUGAAAAUCUCCACCACUGCCAUCCUUCUUUAAUAGGAAAUUCCAAAAGUUAGACACCAGUUGACAACACCUCGUGUUUGUUUAGUUUUAUAAUGAUAGUCGAAAAAGAUGUGUUCUGGAUAUUUUGUUGUAAGAUAAAUGUAUAGAAUUUUUUUUUUAUUUUGAAUUAAAAUGAUUUUAUUAAA